This is a messenger RNA of Anguilla rostrata (American eel), 1211 nucleotides long. Its product is annotated as integrin alpha-L-like. The transcript has 5 exons. The record is from RefSeq and is a predicted model, not a curated record. Bases 130 to 627 code for a protein of 165 amino acids. NCBI's taxonomy places the organism in Eukaryota, Metazoa, Chordata, Actinopteri, Anguilliformes, Anguillidae.
UAAAGGAUUUCUGUGACAUGUCUUGUUUACUCAGAAUGCACUAGGAAAGUGGACCUUGCCUUCCUGUUUGAUGGGUCAGAAAGCCUGAAAGCAGACGAUUUAAAGAAGAACAAAGACUUCAUUGCUGCCAUGAUGAAGACACUUUCAAAUAUCCCUAUACAGUUUGCAGCAAUGCAGUUUUCGAAGACGUCCCGCACUGUUUUCACCUUUAAAGACUACCAGGAAAAGACGGCAUUGGAUCUCUUAGAAAAGGAACAACACAUGAAGGACGUCACCAACACAUAUAGUGCAAUGAACAAUGUUCUAUACAAAAUUUUGAACAGCACAACAGCUGGUGCCAUUCCAGAUGCUACAAAGGUUCUAGUCAUCAUCACAGAUGGAAAUCCAUCUGACAAGGAUUGGAAAAGCGUUGUCAGAACUAUGGAUGACAGGCAUAUCACCCGUUAUGUUAUUGGGGUUGGUUAUGUCGCCCGGGAGACACUGACAGCCCUGUCAUCACAUCUCCCAAACAAGAAUACUACCUUCCCCAUAAAUGACUACGAUGGACUGAAGGGAGUCUUGCAUAGUCUACUGAUACAGAUCUACAACAUUGAAGAUUGGCAGUGCUGUCAUCGUGUUGAUGGAUGAUGCAACUCUGGCAAAUUGCAUCCCCUCCUACAGAGACCGAAUUGCCCUCUUCAAUUUCAGCAAAAGUCUCCUCUCAAAAUGAUUAGAUAGAUUACAUCAGUUUUGGUGCUCACGACAAUGUCUGCAAUGCCGGUUUUGAAUGACUUAAUCAGACUGUACUUCAGACUUUCUUUCAGUAACAAAGAAAUACUUGCAAUUUUAGCACAUAACAAUGAAGAAGAGGCUAUAUGAAACUAUCUAAGGCUAAACAUAUUUUACUUUUUCUUUUACCAUCAAAAUGAAAUUGUAGGCUAUGUUUCAUAUAUUGUAUGCAUUAUGUAGAAUUUUUCAUGCAGGGACCGCUUUUAGCUCAUUAGUUAGCGCUUUAGUUGAGAUCUCUUGUAAAGCCUCUUUAACGGUAAAAAGGUUAAAUGUUACUUUUAACAUUGAAAUGUUAGUUUAAAAAGUUGACCCAUUCUGGUUAUGCUCUUUAUUGACCAGCCUAUCUGGUUAUGACAUUUAACCAUGUUAUUAUUGGUAUUACUAAGAAAAUGUAUUUUUAUAUAAAUUUUUUAUGUGAACUAAAUGUUACUUCUUCCACCACA